AUGCCGUUACGUUGCCUCCGCUUCGCUUUUAAAAUCCUUCUUAUUUGUUGUGGAAUUUUUUUUACAGUUUUGUAUUUUCAAGGCUAUGAUAAAUUACCUGCGAGCACUUAUAACAUUAGCGAAACAUGGUUUGGUCGUAUGAAAUAUGUUAGACGAGUGGGAAAGCUCAGUUCCGCUUGUCGUCUUCCUAAUUUGGAUCCAUACCACCCUAGCAUAAUGAAAUUCAUGAAAGAUCUUGGCAAGCUUGAGUGCAAGGGAGAGACAUAUUCGAACUUCAAAGGCGACAUUCUCGAAGUGAAAGGGAAAGGGAUUUCUUCCGCGAAAUAUAGAACAAUUCAACGACCACGUGGAGAUGAUUCCAAGGCUGAGCUUUCCGAUCCCAUAGAGAUGUGGAACCUGGUCAAGCCGACUGUGCAACUAUACCAAAGGGGAAUGAUUCCGGUGAGAAAUCUUUCUUGUUGGUAUCGUAUCGAAGACAGAUUGAAGACCUUGCUUUGUUCUUUUCAGUACAGGGUCUGUUUAAGAUAAACUUGUAACAAGUAACAGGUCCGUUCCGCUCAAGUUACACAAACAGAAAAACAAGAUAAAUUAGUUAACGUGUUUCCACAAGGACUUCAAAUGGCGCUUGACGGCAUUUUCUAUUUCUUUCUUGGACGAAAAUAAACAUUUCAGCCCGUUGCGAACUAGGCAAGCUUAAACAAAUAUUUAUUAAAAAAUAAACAGGCCACUAACGUUACUGAACAUCACGAUCUUUGUUAAGAGGAACUCAAUUGGGAGAUGGCUUUUACGGCAACCUGUGAAAAUUCUUCCCAUUUCACGGCUAUCGGUUAACCCAAAAUGAGACAAAAUAACAAAUUUUAGAAAUGAAAAAAUUUUUUACUGCUUUUUUUUUUACGACUAACGUGUUAGGCGACAAUUUAUGUGUUUUAGUUUCUGACGAAUUUUUCGUAUUUUUACGGUCGCGCAGUUCAAGUGUUAUUUUUUUAGGUUUCGAUCUAGUUCUUGUAUUUUAUUCUGAAUUGUUUAUUAUUUUGUUUUGAAUUGCCAACUAAUACGUCUUGCUUGUUACUUUGCCUUUCAUUGAACUGACACUUGUAUGUCGGUGCUUUGAUCGAUGACCAUUACUUUUGAAAUUGCAUGUAAAUAUAAGGGUCUGUCCACAGAGAUGUGGGAGACGGUUUAUUUUUAUUUUAUUUCUUUUACCGCUAACGGUUAAAAUUUGUCAAUUUUUACUCCUGAUGGCGUGUUAUUAUCGGCAGGAGCCGGCUAAACUCAUUGAAACGCUCUGUUAACUAUUAAUGAAAUAACUUUUAAGACUGUGCCUAAGCUAUUAAAAAAUGUAAAUUUCAAAAACAUGCUUUAGCACUUUCUACAAUAAAGUGCCCUUUUUAUUGUAAAAAGAAAUAUGCCCAUCAGCUGCAACCACAAAUCAACCUAAUAAAAUUUCUUAGUAGUUAGCCCAAACUUAUACCCCAAUUACACCAAGGCUAAAACUUUUUAAGAAAUUGUUUUCUUGAUAGAGUUCGAAACCAAUCAACCUGAUUUCUGUUGACCUCAAAUUUUCGCCGUUCAUUGAGGUCACUGAGUUCGUUUUUCGUUUUCAUUAAAUUUAGAAAUAAAAGUCAGUCUUGCGCAAAAAAUUGAAAAAAAAUAAUAACUCGCUAAAUCUUACAGCGCUGUUUUCUCUGAAAGGAAAAUGAUGGAAACAUGGACUAAAAACUACCCUCACUGCUUUAGUGCCUUUCGUCAGUGUUAUGUGCACUUGCGCUUUUUCCAACAACCUUUCUGCAAACAGCUGUUUUCUAUUGUAAAAAACUGAUCGCUGCAAUCCAUAGACGUUAAAAAGAGGUUUCCUAUCGUUGUGUUGAAAUUAUCUCAUGUUACCUGUUAUUGAGCAUAACACUUAACAUUCUAACAUCAGUUCGUAUAUUCUCCAUACUGUUCUCUACACAUCUCCUAAGGUGCUGACAAGGAGAAUUUGCUUAACAAUCGAGAGCUUCUUCAGUUGAUGAUCAUCUCCUUUGUUCUUGCGACCUUUGAUGUUUGAUUCAGCUUGAUAUUGUUAGGAGAAGUUAGAUACUCGUCACUCUUAGAGCUAACCAAGCUUUAGUAACCCGUCGGUGCCUUUCUUUUGGUUUUCAGUGGUCUUGGCUUUUUCGAAGAAAAGCGACUGCUUCCAACUCUGGUAAGUAUGAUACACGCAUUUAAUUGUAUAGUAACGUCACAGAUGGUAAAUAAAGUCAUCUCGUGACAUGAAGCUAAGGCUCCUCUAGGGUGAAUCUUCAGUAAUAAUCUCUUUUGUCAUAUCUCUCAGUUAGCACCUGCGCUAUGAUUGGUCAAUUAAGAGGACCGUAUUUCACUGUAUGGCCCUCUAAACUCAAAAGUUUGUUUGAGUUGAAAUAUCCCCCCUCUAGAGAUCGAUAUUGUGAAUUUCUUGCUAACCUCUUUUCCUCAUCCGUACUGUAAGUUACGGAAUUUUUUUUAUUCGGUCCGCAACUUACAGUACGGACUUUGAACUCGGUAAGUAAGAGGUAUGUAUUCCUUUUCUGUGUAAUAAGACGAAGGUUGGUAAGGCGGGUCAAAUAUAGUUUGCAUCCGAAAGAAUUUUUCAAUUCAAGCAGUGCGACAAUGUAGUUAAAUAUUUCUUAACGUUUGCUUUAAAUUCUUAGGAAGUUUCUUGGGAAAAGCUAAGGUCAAAUCUGAUUUUGUCCGAGUCGAUGUUGUUACGACGUCCGGUGACGUGGAGAGUGAUGUGCAUAUGCAGGUCAUACCUAAAGAGGAAGUCUUAUCAAGAUCGGUGAAGGCUGGUGGUAUUCCACUGGAUAUCUCAUUGAUCAUGUUUGAUUCCACAUCUGCUGCUAAUUUCCAAAGAAAGAUGCCCAACACUUUGAAAUAUUUGACGAAGCACCUCAAUUCAAUUAUUCUUCAAGGUUGGUAAUGGUUUCUGUCGUUAACGUGGUCAAUUCUUUUGCUUGGUUAUUUGCUUGACAUUUUUGCUAAUUAUUUCAUCGCAUUUCUUUUCAAAAGGUAUGUCGAUGAAUGGAAAAGAGCCACCCUUUUCAAAAACAUAUACUUUCACUUCUAAAAGCGUAUUCCACACUUAUAUUAAUAAGCAUCUCUGAACAAGUUCGGAAAAGAUUCGAAAAGAUUUGUAACGUUUCCACAGCAGGGUGACCGAAAGGACAUGACACUAGUUCUAACUUGACAAUUCGACGUGUCUAUGCAAAACCUGACACGACGACGGAAGUUCUAUAUUGCUGGGACCUGUCAUGAUCUGUCGUCAGGGAGAAGGGGAGGGGGAAGGGGUAGGGGGGGAAGGAGGGGAGAGGGAAGGAGAGAAGGGGGAAGGAGGGGAGGAGGAAGGAGGGAAGGGGGAAGGAGGGAAGGAGGAAGGAGGGGAGGGGAAGGGGGAGGAGAAAGAGGAAAGGGAAGGAGGGAAGGAGGAAGGAGGGGAGGAGGAAGGAGGAUAGGGGAAGGGGAAGGGGGGGGGAGGAAGGAGGGGAGGGGAAGGGGGGGGGGAAAGAGGAAAGGGGAAGGAGGGAAGGAGGAAGGAGGGGAGGAGGAAGAAGGGAAGGGGAAGGGGGAAGGGGGAAGGAGGAAGGAGGGGAGGGGAAAGGAGGGAAGGGGGAAAGAGGAAAGGGGGAAGGUGGGAAGGAGGAAGGAGGGGAGGAGGAAGGGGAAGGGAAGGGGGGGGGGGAAGGAGGAAGGGGAAGGAGGGAAGGGGAAAGAGGGAAGGGGAAGGAGGGGGGGAGAAGGGGGGAAGGGGGAAGAGGGAAGGGGAAGGGGAAGGAGGGAAGGGGAAGGAGGAGGGAAGGAGGGAAGGGGGGAGGGGGAGGAGGGGAGGGGAAGGGGAAGGGGAAGGGGAAGGGGGGGGAAGGGGAAGGGGGAAGGAGGAAGGAGGGGAGGAGGGGAAGGAGGGAAGGGGGAAGGAGGAAAGGGGGAAGGGGGAGAGGGAAGGAGGGAAGGGGGAAGAAGCGACUGAAAUAAUUUGGUUGAGUCACAAUAAAAUUUACCUGAUCCCCCUAAAGGUUCCGUAAUAUUCUAAUCAUUGGAAGUUAAUUGGCAGUAAAUUCUCUAUAGUCUCAACUUUAUACUCUGUUGGCCACGACCAAAAGAUCAUAUGAUCUCGUGCGACGUCUCAUUCCCCCUCUGUUCCAACAUAGAAGCAUCUGACCCCUCACUCCCCCCCCCACUCUGUAAAAAAUCCACCAACCCUUCCCCCAAGGUGAUAAAUAAUUACUGGUAUAACUUGUACUAGUCUCUUCCCUUAGGACAAAUUCUACGCAAGCAGGUCUUUCUUGACAACUUUCUUUUCUCUCUUACCGUUUAAAUUUUCUCCAGGAGAGACAAUUGUUGGUGAUGGUACAACGGCUCAGCUUUGUGCAUUGCUCACUGGGAUUGCUGAAAAGCACCAGCCUGAAGCCAGACGAAGUGAAAGUAACUCAGACACAGUUGAUAAGUGGCGCUGGAUUUUUAAAGAUUUCAAAGAACACGGAUACGCCACUUUAUUCUCUGAGGAUUUUCCACGUGUUGCAUCAUUCAAUUAUCGUCUACUUGGUUUCAAAGAUCCGCCCACGGAUCAUUAUUCCAGACCAUUCUGGUUGGAGGCAGAAAAUAUCAUUAAAGGCCAUUGCAUCAGUGGCCGUGCCUCCCAUAAUAUUUCACUGGAGUAUCUGAUGAGCUUCUAUCGCGCUUACAAAGACAGGCCAAAAUUUUCACUGGUGACACACGCGGUGAUCUCACACGACGAUCAGAACACUAUUGGUUACACCGAUGAUGAUUUAAAAACAAUUUUGCAAACUAUGGAAAAAGAGUUCUUUCUCAACAGUACCCUCUUGAUUAUAUUCGGAGACCAUGGAGCUAGGUUUUCUGAUGUGAGAAAAUCAAUCCAAGGGAAGCUAGAGGAGAGACUUCCCUUCAUGUCCAUUACAGUACCAAAGUGGUUUACCAGGAAGUAUCGAAAUUUAUACAAGAAUUUGAUUCAUAAUUCAGAAGUAUUGACCACGCCCUUUGAUGUGUACGCUACCCUGCGUCACAUUCUGUCGUAUCCAAAUUAUCCGAGCGGGAUAACGACUGGUCAAAGCCUGUUUAACAGGAUUGACAAAGACAAUCGCACGUGUGAAAAUAGCGGUGUCGAGGAGCACUGGUGUCCAUGUCUGAACUUAGAAGAAGUCUCAACAAACAAGCCUCUGAUAAAGAUGUUAGCAGAAUUUGUGGUUAAGUUUAUGAACAAUUUAAUGUCAAAAUACUCUGCAUUAGAAGAUCUUUGUCAAAGGCUUGUUUUAAAAGAAGUCCAAAGCGCAUACAUCGACAUGCCAAAUGUAAAAUUGCAACUCUUUGAGAAAAGUAGCCGAGAUGAUGACUGUGAUUCUUGUGGGGUGAUACUCGGUGAAAAAUCCGUCAACACUUUAACCGAGAACACAUUGUAUCAGUUGCAGUUCACAACGUCUCCGAAUGAUGGAUUUUAUGAGGCUACGAUCAAAAUGAAGAAAGGUGUUCCUUCGCUGAGAGGGGAUAUUAGUCGAAUCGAUGCUUAUGGAGAUCAGCCAUAUUGCAUCGUAGACAAAUUUCCACUUUUACGGAAGUAUUGCUACUGCUUUUAG
This is a messenger RNA of Pocillopora meandrina, 5603 nucleotides long. The record is from the annotation of a GenBank genome assembly. NCBI's taxonomy places the organism in Eukaryota, Metazoa, Cnidaria, Anthozoa, Scleractinia, Pocilloporidae.